AUGGCUCAGGUUGAUGUUGGUACCCUUUCCCUCAUUUCCAAUACUAGAACUUACUCGAAGAUAACCCCUGCUAGACCAAUUGAUCCAGUAGUAUGGGACCUGACCCCACUAGAUAUCUAUACACUAGAACCAGGGGUCCUAACAUCACCCCACAUUUGGUCUAGAUUGGGGUUAUACCACCUAUCACUUUUCUAUGAACUGGGGAAUGAAGAUGAUGAUCUUGUCACUGCGAAAAAAUUGGCAGGCUCUCUGGUUGGUAUGCUAGGGUUACUAGGAGAUCCUGUUAAAGUGGCAAAGGAUGAUGCCAUAAAUGCAGGACUACGAGACAGUGGCAUCAACCCAACCUUUAAAGGUCUAUCUGCAGAUGAAGUAUUACAUGAGCUCUCAAGUCCUCAUUAUGACCACCUGAAGAAAAUCCUAAAAGAGGUUAGUGAUCUUUGGGAUAAACUAGUCACUAAUCCGGAUGGAGUUUUGGUCAUGAUGGGGGUGGUACUACUCACUAUUGUCAAAUCAGUCAAUUCAGACAAUGGUGCAGGGUGGAUAAAGAAUAGACUAAAAACGUUUAGUGGAAGUGUAGGAUUUAGGGAGUGGGCCCAACUUUGGUCUGCAGAUCUAAGACCCUCCCCAGAGAUAUUGGGCUGGAACAACAAUUUCCUAAGUGCUAAUUUCUCACUCAGGAGGGCAAUCUUUAUCGUGCUCAACGGUCUUUCCAGGAGCACUAGGGUGACCCCAAUAGUGUCUGUCUGCAAAGAUAUUAUCCAAUUAAUAAGAGGAGCUGAGAUGCACCACUUAGUUUUAAUUGACACAUACUUAAUUAGGAAGUACCCUGAGCUACUAUCACUUCAUGUGCUCAGGGAUCUUAGGGAUCUCUACCAGAAGGCAGUAGAGAAGCUGAGGACAGAGAACACUGAGGAUGUGCUGUUCAUCAAGAUCCUCAAGAAUAAGGAUGAUACAGCAGCUCUUAAUAGGAAUAACUUCACCAUGGCCUCAAUAAUAGCCACAUCCUGCGCAAGAUUCGAACAACCUUCCUUUGAAAAUUACUAUAUGGACCAGUCCGAGAAGGCUAAGGAGUUAUCCUUAUGGGUAACGGAUUAUCUUAGCCAUAGACAAAAGUUGUCAUCCAUAGCAGUUGGGGAGAGUCCAUCAAUUACUAUGGGCCCCCAAGAGUCAGCCCAGUACUUUGAGGAUGUACUAAAAGAUUAUAUAAAAAAUGCAGGAUCUCCAGGAUCUUCUAUGGCAGGAGGUCCCAGCAAGAUAAGAGUGCAACCUGUUUCAACGGUUUAA
Molecule: messenger RNA, 1284 nt
Organism: Ceutorhynchus assimilis (cabbage seed weevil)
Lineage: Eukaryota; Metazoa; Arthropoda; Insecta; Coleoptera; Curculionidae
Source: the annotation of a GenBank genome assembly